Adineta steineri is the source of this 1915-nucleotide messenger RNA. NCBI's taxonomy places the organism in Eukaryota, Metazoa, Rotifera, Eurotatoria, Adinetida, Adinetidae. The record is from the annotation of a GenBank genome assembly.
AACAUCAACAACAACAACCACAACUACUACUUCAUCAUCAACAUCAUCCACGUCGUCAACAACAUCAGCAACAACAACAACAACCGCUACAACAACAAACACACCAAUACCCUCUCCUCAAUGUUUCAAUUACACACUGAUCAAUGAUACGACAAGAAGCCCAAAUUUCACCGGUAGUGCUACCUGCGAUCAAUCUUUAUUUAGUUCCGGUGCAAUGUGGGUUCGUUUUGUUGGUUUAGGUGGUACACAAAUACCGACAAGCCCAGUUGGACCUAGUCGAUGUGGUACCGACGCAACAGGCUGGUAUACAGGACAAAUGCCCACUAGUCUGAAUUCAACUAGCAACGGAACUGUAUGCUUCACAUGGGGAUCUGGCAAUUGCACUUACAGCAAUAGUAUUAGUGUGACCAAUUGUGGAUCUUAUUACGUUUAUCAAUUAUGUGCACCUUCGGGCUGCAGUUUACGCUAUUGUACUGUGAUAACAAAUACAACAACAGCGCCCGUACAAGCACCGACUACGACAUCAACAACCACAUCAACAUCCACUUCAUCAUCUACAUCGUCAACAACAUCAACCACUUCGUCAUCAACAUCAUCAACAUCAUCAACAUCAACAACAACAUCAACCACGUCAUCAUCAACAUCAUCCUCAUCGUCAACAACAACGUCAACAACACCUGGUACAGCUCGAGUUCAGACUAGUGCUCGUCGAAAUCGGGUCCAACCCGGACCCGGACCGGGCAUCGGGUCCGGGUCCGGGUCUACCGUAAUUUUUUUGAACGGGUCCGGGUCGGGUCCGGGUCCAAAAAAUAUUUAUUGGGCGGGUCCGGGUCCGGGUCCGGGUCCAAAAAAACGUGGACCCGAUGGGCUCUACCCCUCGGAGGCCUGCAAUACAUUUCUUAAUCAAACUACCUACUCAGCUGGUACUACUCCUGAAGGAGUAGCAGUCGUCGAUUUAAAUAGCGACAAUAAAUCCGAUAUUGUUGUUGCAAACUGGAAUUCGGCCAACGUCGGUGUUCUUCUCAACGCAGGCAAUGGCACCUUUAAUGUUCAAACUACUUACUCAGUUGGUAACAACCCAAUGUCAGUAGCAGUCGUUGAUGUGAAUAGCGACAAUAAACCUGAUAUUAUUUCUGCAAACGAGGGUUCGAGUACCGUCAGCGUUCUUCUCAACACAGGCAGCGGUACCUUUAAUACUCCAGCUACUUACUCGGUUGGUACUCAGCCAGCGUCAGUAGUAGUCGUCGAUGUAAACAGCGACAAUAAGCCCGAUAUUGUUGUUGCAAACUAUGGUUCGACCAGCGUCAGUGUUCUUCUUAACGCAGGCAGCGGUACCUUUAAUACUCAAGCUACUUACUCAGUUGGUACUAACCCAUACUCAGUAGCAGUCGUCGAUGUGAAUAGCGACAAUAAACCCGAUAUUGUUGUUGCAAACUAUGGUUCGAAUACCGUCGGUGUCCUUCUCAACCCAGGCACCGGUAUCUUUAAUGCUCAAGUUAUUUACGCAGUUGGUACUAAUCCAUAUUCAGUAGCAGUUGUCGAUGUGAAUAGUGAUAGUAAACCCGAUAUUGUUGUUGCAAACUCUGGUUCGAACACUACCAGCGUUCUUCUCAACACAGGCAAUGGCACCUUUAAUCUUCAAGUUACUUACGCAGUUGGCAGUGGUCCCGAAGCAGUUGCAGUUGUCGACGUGAAUAGCGAUAAUAAACCCGAUAUUGUUGUUGCAAACCAUGAUUCAAACACCGUCGGUGUUCUUCUCAACGCAGGUAAUGGCACCUUUCAUGCUCAAAUUACUUUCGCAGUUGGUACUGCUCCAUAUUCAAUAGCAGUCGUCGAUGUAAAUAGUGAUAAUAAACCCGAUAUUGUUGUUGCAAACUCUAAUUCGAACAACAUCGGCGUUCUCUUGCAUUGUUAA